AUGGCUCGGGUUUUUGCUUUGGCCGCGGCAGCGGCAUCCUUCUACCAACUCGCAUUAGGCCAAAACACCAACUGUACAGCGGUCGGAUCGGGCCAGACAUACGAUUACAUCGUGAUUGGCUCUGGUGCAGGUGGAAUUCCCAUUGCGGAUCGCUUGAGUGAAGCAGGGCACUCGGUGCUUCUCCUCGAGAAAGGCCCACCAUCAAGUGGUAGAUGGAAUGGAACAAUGAAACCUACAUGGCUAGAGGGGACUAAUCUGACUCGUUUCGAUGUUCCUGGUCUAUUUAACCAGAUCUGGCAUGACCCCACCGGCGUCGCCUGUGAGGAUAUUGACGUGAUGGGCGGCUGUGUCUUGGGCGGUGGUAUUGCGGUAAACUCUGCGCUGUGGUGGAAGCCUCAUCCGAGAGAUUGGGACAUUAACUUCCCAACUGGGUGGAAGAACAGCGACAUGCAAAAUGAUACUGAUAAAGUAUUCCAGAGAAUUCCAGGAACUUACAUUCCUUCCAUGGAUGGAAAACUAUACUUACAGCAGGGUUUUGAUAGGGUAUCGAAGGGGCUAGAUGCAGCUGGUUUCAAACAAGUCGUGCCGAAUGACCACGCAGAUCAGAAAAAUCACACGUACGGCCACAGCACUUUCUUUAUCGAAAACGCCGAGAGGCAUGGGCCACUGCGGACCUACCUUGUUACGGCGUCUCAGCGGAAGCAGUUCAGUCUGUGGACAAACACAGUAGCCAGAAGGCUAGUCAGAACUGGUGGCCAUGUUACAGGCGUUGAGUUAGAAUGCAAUAAGGGAGGGUCCGUUGGUCCCGGCCACUCCGGAAUCGUCAACGUUACCCCUGGAACCGGCCGAGUCAUUGUUUCUGCUGGGACUUUUGGGUCCGCUAAGCUGCUAUUUAGAAGUGGAAUUGGCCCGACAGAUCAAUUGACUAUUGUGAAGAAUUCUGCUACAGACGGAGCUACUAUGAUCUCGUCUGAUCAGUGGAUCAAUCUUCCUGUGGGCUACAACUUGAAUGACCAUGUUGCCCCUAAUCUCGGACCAAUAAUCUGGCAACAAAUCAAGGGAACAGAUGGCGUUUACCUUGGAGCGGGGACAAUUUCGCGCGGCCGAAUGACUAUCACGCCGCAAUUGACUACACGAGUAUCUACUCCUCCGUAUCUACGCGAUCAAUAUGACAAGGAAGCAGUGAUCCAAGGCAUCGAGUAUAUGAAGGGCGUAUUGAGCCAGAUCCCGAGCCUGACCUGGAUUGCACCAACUGCGAGCCAAAACACUACUGCAUUCGUGAACUCUAUCCCUGCUACUCCAGGAUCCCGAGGAUCGAACCACUGGACUGGUUCCUGCACGAUCGGCACCGACGACGGACGUACUGGUGGUAACGCCGUCGUUGACCUUGACACCAAGGUUUAUGGCACUGAUAAUUUAUUCGUUGUCGAUGCGUCCAUCUUCCCAGGAAUGACCACCGGAAAUCCAUCUGCUGCUAUUAUUAUCGCGUCGGAGCAUGCAGCCGAAAGAAUCCUUGCUCUCAAAACCCCAGCGCAUGUUAAGACACUUUAA
Molecule: messenger RNA, 1551 nt
Organism: Lindgomyces ingoldianus
Lineage: Eukaryota; Fungi; Ascomycota; Dothideomycetes; Pleosporales; Lindgomycetaceae
Product: FAD/NAD(P)-binding domain-containing protein
Exons: 8
Coding region: 1-1551 (516 amino acids)
Molecular function (GO): flavin adenine dinucleotide binding; oxidoreductase activity, acting on CH-OH group of donors
Source: RefSeq, a predicted model, not a curated record